GAGGCCGGGAAGGGGGCGGGCGCGCAGGGAGAGAGCAGGCUUUGACCGGUAGUAACCCCUGCGCUCCGCGCAGCCGAAUCUAUAAAAGGAACUAGUCGCGGCAAAAACCAGCGAUUCCGAGGGAGAGGGAGAGGGGCCGGGACCUACAGAGCGGAGUCUACUCUCUUGGUCCCCGAGCUGGGCAGGGCAGGGGGCGCCGGGAGACCCACGCAGCUAAAGCCACUUUCUCGGGGGGCGCUUCCGCUCCCUGCGCCCCCACCCUUCGCUGGAAGGGUUUGUCAAGGGGUGGGCAAGAAACGCAAACGCAGAAGUGGAAAACAGUUAAUGACCAGCCACAGUGUCCCUGCCGUGAGCUCUGGCCACUGCCUCCGGGGCUCCCAAGCCACACACAAGUUUCUGUGCUGUUGGAGGAGGUAACAUGGCUUGUUGGCCUCAGCUGAGGUUGCUGCUAUGGAAGAACCUGACUUUCAGAAGAAGACAAACAUGUCAGCUAUUGCUGGAAGUGGCCUGGCCUCUAUUUAUCUUCCUGGUCUUGAUCUCUGUUCGGCUAAACUACCCACCUUACGAACAACAUGAAUGCCACUUUCCAAACAAAGCCUUGCCCUCUGCAGGAACGCUUCCUUGGGUUCAGGGGAUCAUCUGUAAUGCUAACAACCCCUGUUUCCGUUACCCAACUCCUGGUGAGGCUCCUGGUGUUGUUGGAAACUUUAACAAGUCCAUGGGUGGGGUCAUUUAUUCAAUGAAAACAAAACACCAUGUUUUGGUAGGAUUGAAGCUUCAGGAUUUCCUGAUGGACAAUGAAACCUUCUCUGGAUUUCUGUAUCACAAUCUCUCUCUCUCAAGGCCUACUGUGGACAGCAUGCUAAGGGCUGAUGUCUAUCUCCGCAAGGUAUUUUUGCAAGGUUACCAAUUACGUUUGACCGGUCUGUGCAAUGGAUCAACAUUAGCUGCGAUUAAACUUGGUGACCCUGAAAUUUCCAAGCUUUGUGGUCUACCAGAGGAGAAACUGGAUGCAGCAGAGCAGAUGCUUCAUUCCAACAUAGACAUCCUGAAACCUGUUGUGAGAGGACUGAACUCUACAUCUCCCUUUCCAACUGAGCAUCUGGAGGAAGCCACGAAAACUUUAUUGGACAGUCUUGGGAGUCUGGCCCAAGAGCUGUUCAGCAUGAAGAGCUGGAGUGACAUGCGGCAAGAAGUGAUGUUUCUGACUAAUAUGAACGGCUCCAGCUCCUCCACCCAGAUAUACCAAGCUGUGUCCCGAAUCGUCUGUGGUCACCCAGAAGGUGGGGGGCUGCUGAUCAAGUCUCUCAACUGGUAUGAGGACAACAACUACAAAGCCCUCUUUGGAGGCAAUGGCACUGAGGAAGAUGCUGAAACCUUCUAUGACAACUCUACAACUCCUUACUGCAAUGAUUUGCUGAAGAAUUUGGAGUCUAGCCCUCUUUCCCGCAUUAUUUGGAAAGCACUGAAGCCAUUGCUUGUCGGGAAGAUCCUGUAUACACCAGAUACUCCAGCCACGAGGCAGGUGAUGGCUGAGGUGAAUAAGACCUUCCAGGAACUGGCUGUAUUCCAUGAUGUGGAAGGCAUGUGGCGGGAGCUGAGCCCCAAGCUUUGGGCCUUCAUGGAGAACAGCCAAGAAAUGGACCUUGUCCGGAUGCUGUUGGACAGCAAAGGCAAUGAACACUUCUGGGCACAGCAGUUGGAUGGCUUGAACUGGACAGCCCGAGACAUCCUGGCCUUUCUGGCCAAGCACCCCAAGGAUGUCCAGAAGGUUAAUGGCUCUGUGUACACCUGGAGAGAAGCUUUCAACGAGACCCAACAGGCAAUCCAGACCAUAUCUCGAUUCAUGGAGUGUGUCAACCUCAACAAGCUGGAGCCCAUUCCCACGGAGGUCCGGCUCAUCAGCAAGUCCAUGGAGCUGCUGGAUGAGAGGAAGUUGUGGGCUGGCAUUGUGUUCACUGGAAUCACCCCUGGCAGUGUCGAGCUGCCUCGUCACGUCAAGUACAAGAUCAGAAUGGACAUUGACAACGUGGAGAGGACAAAUAAAAUCAAGGAUGGGUACUGGGACCCCGGUCCCCGGGCUGACCCCUUUGAGGAUAUGCGCUAUGUCUGGGGGGGCUUCACCUACUUGCAAGAUGUGGUGGAGCAGGCAGUCAUCAGGGUGCUGACAGGCAGCGAGAAGAAAACUGGUGUCUAUGUGCAGCAGAUGCCCUACCCCUGUUAUGUUGAUGACGUCUUCCUGAGGGUAAUGAGCCGGUCACUGCCCCUCUUCAUGACUCUGUCCUGGAUUUACUCUGUGGCCGUGAUCAUCAAGGGUAUCGUGUAUGAAAAGGAGACACGGCUGAAGGAGACCAUGCGGAUCAUGGGCCUGGACAACAGCAUCCUCUGGUUCAGCUGGUUCAUCAGCAGCCUCAUUCCUUUGCUUGUGAGCGCUGGCCUGCUGGUGGUUAUCAUGAAGAUAGGAAACCUGCUCCCCUAUAGUGACCCCAGUGUGGUGUUCCUCUUCCUGACCAUUUUUGCCAUGGUGACCAUCGUGCAGUGCUUCCUGAUCAGCACACUCUUCUCCCGGACCAACCUGGCUGCUGCCUGUGGGGGCAUCAUCUACUUCACCCUGUACCUGCCCUACGUCCUAUGUGUAGCAUGGCAGGAGUACGUGGGCUUCACAACCAAAAUCUUUGCAAGCGUGCUGUCUCCUGUGGCUUUGGGCUUCGGCUGUGAGUACUUUGCCCUUUUUGAGGAGCAGGGCAUUGGGGUGCAGUGGGACAAUCUCUUUGAGAGCCCAGUGGAGGCAGGUGGCUUCAAUCUCACCACAUCCGUCUCCAUGAUGCUGUUUGACGCCUUCCUCUACGGAGUGAUGACCUGGUACAUCGAGGCUGUCUUUCCCGGUCAGUAUGGAAUUCCUAGGCCGUGGUAUUUUCCUUGUACUAAGUCCUACUGGUUUGGUGAGGAAAGUGAUGAGAAGAGUCACCUUGGUUCCAGCCAGAAGGGGGUAUCAGAAAUCUGCAUGGAAGAGGAACCCACUCACCUGAAGCUGGGUGUGUCUAUUCAGAACCUGGUGAAGGUUUAUCGAGAUGGCAUGAAAGUGGCUGUGGAUGGCCUGGCACUGAAUUUUUAUGAAGGACAGAUCACCUCCUUCCUAGGCCACAAUGGAGCAGGAAAGACAACUACCAUGUCAAUCCUGACUGGGUUGUUCCCUCCCACCUCGGGCACCGCCUAUAUCCUCGGGAAAGACAUUCGCUCGGAGUUGAGCACCAUCCGGCAGAACCUGGGGGUCUGUCCCCAGCAUAAUGUACUGUUUGACAUGCUGACUGUCGAAGAGCACAUCUGGUUCUACGCCUGCCUGAAGGGGCUCUCAGAGAAGCAUGUCAAGGCAGAGAUGGAGCAGAUGGCCCUGGAUGUUGGUUUGCCACCCAGCAAACUGAAAAGCAAAACAAGCCAGCUCUCUGGUGGAAUGCAGAGAAAGCUGUCCGUGGCCUUGGCCUUUGUAGGGGGAUCCAAGGUUGUCAUUCUAGAUGAGCCUACGGCUGGUGUGGACCCUUAUUCUCGAAGGGGAAUCUGGGAGCUGUUGCUGAAAUACCGACAAGGUCGCACCAUUAUUCUCUCCACUCACCACAUGGAUGAAGCUGACAUCCUGGGGGACAGGAUUGCCAUCAUUUCCCACGGGAAGCUGUGCUGCGUGGGCUCCUCCCUGUUUCUGAAGAACCAGCUGGGAACAGGCUACUACCUGACCCUGGUUAAGAAAGAUGUGGAAUCUUCCCUCAGUUCCUGCAGAAAUAGCAGCAGCACUGUGUCGUACCUGAAGAAGGAGGACAGUGUUUCUCAGAGCAGUUCUGAUGCUGGCCUGGGCAGCGACCAUGACAGUGACACGCUGACCAUCGAUGUCUCUGCUAUCUCCAACCUCAUCAGGAAGCAUGUGUCUGAAGCCCGGCUGGUGGAAGACAUUGGACAUGAGCUGACUUACGUGCUGCCGUAUGAAGCUGCGAAGGAGGGAGCCUUUGUGGAACUCUUCCAUGAAAUUGAUGACCGGCUUUCAGAUCUGGGCAUCUCGAGUUAUGGUAUCUCAGAGACUACCCUGGAAGAAAUAUUCCUCAAAGUGGCUGAAGAGAGUGGGGUGGAUGCUGAGACCUCAGAUGGUACCUUGCCAGCAAGGCGAAACAGACGAGCCUUUGGAGACAAGCAGAGCUGUCUUCGCCCAUUCACCGAAGAUGAUGCUAUUGAUCCAAACGAUUCUGACCUAGACCCAGAAUCCCGAGAGACAGAUCUGCUCAGUGGAAUGGAUGGCAAAGGAUCCUACCAGGUGAAGGGCUGGAAACUCAUACAACAGCAGUUUGUAGCCCUUUUGUGGAAGAGGCUGCUAAUUGCCAGACGGAGUAGAAAAGGAUUCUUUGCUCAGAUUGUCCUGCCAGCUAUGUUUGUCUGUAUUGCCCUGUUGUUCAGCCUGAUUGUGCCACCCUUUGGCAAGUAUCCCAGCCUGGAGCUUCAGCCUUGGAUGUACAACGACCAGUAUACAUUUGUCAGCAAUGAUGCUCCUGAGGACAUGGGUACCCAGGAACUCUUGAACGCCCUCACCAAAGACCCUGGCUUUGGAACUCGAUGUAUGGAAGGAAACCCAAUCCCAAACACACCGUGCUUGGCAGGAGAUAAAGAGUGGACCACUGCCCCAAAUCCCCAGACCAUCACGGACCUCUUCCGAAAAGGGAACUGGACAAUGCAGAACCCUUCACCUGCCUGCCAGUGUAGCAGUGACAAAAUCAAGAAGAUGCUGCCUGUGUGUCCUGCGGGGGCAGGAGGGCUGCCACCUCCACAGAGAAAACAGAACACUGCAGACAUCCUCCAGAACCUGACAGGAAGAAACAUUUCCGACUAUCUGGUGAAGACAUAUGUACAGAUCAUAGCCAAAAGCUUAAAGAAUAAGGUCUGGGUGAAUGAGUUUCGGUAUGGUGGAUUUUCCCUUGGUGUCAGCAAUUCUCAGGCAUUUCCACCGAGUCAAGAAGUUAAUGACGCCAUCAGGCAAGUGAAGAAACACUUGAAACUGGCCAAGGACAGUUCCGCUGAACGAUUUCUCAACAGCUUGGGAAGGUUCAUGAUAGGAUUGGACACCAAAAAUAAUGUCAAGGUGUGGUUCAAUAACAAGGGCUGGCAUGCCAUCAGCUCUUUCCUGAACGUGAUCAACAACGCCAUUCUCCGGGCCAAUCUGCAGAAGGGAGAGAAUCCUAGCCAGUAUGGGAUUACUGCUUUCAAUCACCCCCUGAAUCUCACCAAGCAGCAGCUCUCAGAGGUGGCUCUAAUGACCACAUCAGUAGAUGUCCUUGUAUCCAUAUGUGUCAUCUUUGCAAUGUCCUUUGUUCCGGCCAGCUUUGUUGUGUUCCUGAUCCAGGAGCGGGUCAGCAAAGCAAAGCACCUGCAGUUUAUCAGUGGAGUGAAGCCUGUCAUCUACUGGCUCUCCAAUUUUGUCUGGGAUAUGUGCAAUUAUGUGGUUCCUGCCACACUGGUCAUUAUCAUCUUCAUCUGCUUCCAGCAGAAGUCCUAUGUGUCCCCCACCAACCUGCCUGUCUUAGCCCUUCUACUUUUGCUGUACGGGUGGUCAAUCACGCCUCUCAUGUACCCGGCCUCCUUUGUGUUCAAGAUCCCCAGCACAGCCUACGUGGUGCUCACCAGUGUGAACCUCUUCAUCGGCAUCAAUAGCAGCGUGGCCACUUUUGUGUUGGAGCUCUUCACCAAUAAUAAGCUGAAUAACAUCAACGAUAUCCUGAAGUCUGUGUUCCUGAUAUUCCCGCAUUUUUGCCUGGGACGAGGGCUCAUUGACAUGGUGAAAAAUCAGGCAAUGGCUGAUGCCCUGGAAAGGUUUGGGGAGAACCGCUUUGUGUCACCACUCUCUUGGGACCUGGUGGGACGAAACCUUUUUGCCAUGGCAGUAGAAGGAGUUGUGUUCUUCCUCAUUACUGUUCUGAUCCAAUACAGAUUCUUCUUUAGGCCAAGACCUGUGAAUGCAAAGCUUCCUCCUUUGAAUGACGAAGAUGAAGAUGUAAGGCGAGAAAGACAGAGAAUCUUGGAUGGUGGAGGACAGAAUGAUAUCUUGGAAAUCAAGGAGUUGACUAAGAUAUAUAGAAGGAAGAGGAAGCCUGCUGUUGACAGGAUUUGUGUUGGCAUUCCUCCUGGUGAGUGCUUUGGACUUCUUGGCGUUAACGGUGCUGGCAAAUCAUCAACCUUCAAGAUGUUAACUGGAGAUACCACUGUUACCCGAGGUGAUGCCUACCUUAACAAAAACAGCAUCUUGUCAGAUAUCCACGAAGUACAUCAGAACAUGGGUUACUGCCCUCAGUUUGAUGCCAUCACAGAGCUGCUGACGGGGAGGGAGCACGUGGAGUUCUUUGCCCUCUUGAGAGGAGUCCCAGAGAAAGAAGUUGGCAAGGUUGGUGACUGGGCAAUUCGGAAACUGGGCCUGGUGAAGUAUGGAGAAAAAUAUGCUGGUAACUAUAGUGGAGGCAACAAGCGCAAGCUUUCCACAGCCAUGGCUCUGAUCGGCGGACCUCCUGUGGUGUUUCUGGAUGAACCAACCACAGGCAUGGACCCUAAGGCCCGGAGAUUCUUGUGGAAUUGUGCCCUCAGCAUCGUCAAGGAGGGAAGAUCUGUAGUGCUUACAUCUCAUAGCAUGGAAGAAUGUGAAGCUCUUUGCACUAGGAUGGCAAUUAUGGUCAAUGGGAGAUUCAGGUGUCUUGGCAGUGUCCAACAUCUUAAAAAUAGGUUUGGAGAUGGUUAUACGAUAGUGGUGCGAAUAGCAGGGUCCAACCCUGACCUGAAGCCUGUCCAGGAGUUCUUUGGACUCGCCUUUCCAGGAAGUGUCCUAAAAGAGAAACACCGGAACAUGUUACAAUAUCAGCUUCCGUCUUCAUUAUCUUCUCUGGCCAAGAUAUUCAGCAUCCUCUCCCACAGCAAAAAGCGACUCCACAUAGAAGACUACUCUGUUUCUCAGACAACACUUGACCAAGUAUUUGUGAACUUUGCCAAGGACCAAAGUGACGAUGACCACUUGAAAGACCUGUCAUUACACAAAAAUCAGACAGUAGUGGAUGUUGCAGUUCUUACGUCUUUUCUGCAGGAUGAGAAAGUGAAAGAAAGCUAUGUAUGAAGAGUCCUGUUUACACAGGGAGGCUGAAAGUGAGGAGGAACCAGAUCUUCCUUUGCACCAUGUAAAGUGCUCCAGAGGAAAAAGCUGGAAGAUUUUGUGUGAAGAAGUAAACUGGAUACUGUACUGAUGCUAUUCAAUGCAAUGCAAUUCAAUGCAAUGAAAACAAAUUCCAUUACAGGGGCAGUGCCUUUGUAGCCUAUGACUUGUAUGGCUCUCUAGUGCAAAAGACUUGAAUUUAGUUUAUUACCUUGUAUCUAUGUGAAGCUCUAGUACGGAACCCAGUGGACAUACGGGUUUGAAGUCAUAUUUUUUUGUUCCUGUGUAUUCUCACUGGGAUUGCAACAAUAAUUCAUCAAAUAAUCAUGGCCAGUGAUUAUAAAAAUCAAAAGGUAUGUACAUUCUCACCCAUCGAGACCUGUCAUGCCAGGAGACUGGUUUCCUCAUGACACAUCCAUUGCUGGCAAUGAGUGUGCCAGAACUACUAGUGCCAAGUUGCUCAGAAAGUCUGAGGCACCAUGGUGUGUCACAGCACUUUUCGUGAAAGCUGCUCUGCUUGGAAUUCAUCAACAUCAUUAAAUAUCAGGUGACGAAGUGGUGCCUUGUGUGGCCAUGGUCCUGCUUUGACUCCCUUUUGGUGAGCUGUUUCGGUGGCUGUAACAUGCAAAGCAUGGAUAUGUCUAGACACGGGAAACCUGGUUGUAUUCAUUGUUGUGUUGGUCCGUGCUUGCAGCCAUGUUCGUCCCAGGCCAUAUUUCUGGGACUUUUUAAAUACACUUCAGUCCCGGUAAGUAGCAGAUCAGCAGCUAUUCUGCUGGAAUGAAAGAGACAGGACAGUGUAUUCCAAUUUAGGGAGCCUAUGCCCAUUUGUCCUGAUUAUCUGCUAACACGGUACAUCUCAAGAUCUUUGUUGUUUGACACAAGUGUAAUAUUAUUUCAGGUUUUUAAAAAUUAAUCUAGAAAACAACAAGUAGAGUUGUAUGUUGUCAGAAAUCUUUGUAUUAUUAAUGCCAUUGGGGAUUUUAAAUUGUAUCAGUGACUUCUGAAACCUUAGAGUGGCAUCUUUGUAGAACCCCGUGGUAUAGCGGAGUAUGGCCACGUGGCCUCACUAGCUUUUAUAUUCCUCAUAGAUUUGCAGAUAGCACAUCUUAUUUGUGCCUGGUGACUAGGAAACAAUAUGGUGUCAAAGAUCUCAUGACAUUGUAUUUGGGCUUCUUUAAGAUCUUGUAGAAAACUCAAUUUCAUUUCAUCAAUCAAGUAUUUUUUAUUGUAUUCUCUAGCAGAGUGAGUAUGUGUAUGUGGCAUGGGGAGAAAUUAAGUCUCACUAAAUUUCCUGUGCCAUGUUAUUCAGCUGACUUGUUUACAAAUAUAAGUGGUUUUGUUGUGGUCCUGAGGGCUCAAUGAAAGAAUAUUAGCCAGACUUUUUUUUUAAGUA
Fukomys damarensis (Damara mole-rat) is the source of this 8561-nucleotide messenger RNA. It is a transcript of the gene Abca1, whose product is annotated as ATP binding cassette subfamily A member 1. Gene Ontology annotation, biological process: lipid transport; transmembrane transport. Lineage: Eukaryota; Metazoa; Chordata; Mammalia; Rodentia; Bathyergidae. The record is from RefSeq and is a predicted model, not a curated record. Gene Ontology annotation, cellular component: membrane; intracellular membrane-bounded organelle. Bases 419 to 7129 code for a protein of 2236 amino acids. Gene Ontology annotation, molecular function: ATP hydrolysis activity; lipid carrier activity; ATP binding. The transcript is spliced from 49 exons.